Messenger RNA from Eruca vesicaria subsp. sativa (arugula), 2995 nucleotides. The record is from the annotation of a GenBank genome assembly. NCBI's taxonomy places the organism in Eukaryota, Viridiplantae, Streptophyta, Magnoliopsida, Brassicales, Brassicaceae.
CUACACAUUGUCGCCUAAAGGAAGAAGAAGAAGAAGAAGAUGGAAAGGAUCAAACUUUCUUUCCCAGCAGACACUCCACCACUCUCAGUCAUCGCCGCUCUCUCCAUCUCCUCCUCUCCCGUCACUAUCGAUUCCUCCUCCUCCGCCUCAACCACCGUCCCUACCUUCCUCUUCUCCGACGGCCGGAAACUGAGUGGAACUUCUGUUCUUCUCCGUUACAUUGCUCGAUCAUCUCCCUCGCUUCCUAACUUCUACGGACACAAUCCUUUUGAAUCUUCUCAGAUUGAUGAGUGGAUAGAUUACGCUUCUGUCUUCUCAUCUGGUUCGGAGUUUGAGAAUGCUUGCACACGUGUCGAUAACUACCUUCAAAGUGGGACCUUUCUUGUUGGGUGUUCUCUUUCCAUUGCUGAUGUUGCUGUUUGGUCAGCUCUUUCUGGAUCCGGUCCAAGAUGGGAGAGUUUGAGGAAAUCUAAAAAGUAUCAGAAUUUAGUCAGAUGGUUUAAUUCUAUAUCGCUUGAGUAUGCUGAGCCUCUCAAGAAAGUAGCAGCUUACACUGUGAAGAAAGGUUCAGGGAAGCCUGUUGCUGCUGCAUCAUCCAAGUCCAAAGACCAACAAGUUUCAGAUGUGAAUGAUAAAGGAAAACCUGAAGUGGACUUGCCUGGUGCAGAAAUGGGAAAAGUCAAACUCCGGUUUGCUCCUGAACCGAGCGGUUAUCUCCACAUUGGACACGCUAAGGCCGCGUUGCUGAACAAGUACUUUGCCGAGCGGUACCAAGGGGAAGUGAUUGUGCGUUUUGAUGAUACUAACCCUGCAAAAGAGAGCAACGAGUUUGUUGACAAUCUUGUGAAGGAUAUUGGAACCUUGGGGAUCAAGUAUGAGAGAGUGACGUAUACUUCUGAUUACUUCCCUGAGCUGAUGAGCAUGGCUGAGAAGCUUAUGCGUGAGGGUAAGGCUUACGUUGAUGACACACCGAGGGAGCAGAUGCAGAAAGAGAGGAUGGAUGGGAUUGAUUCAAAGUGUAGGAACCAUAGCGUUGAGGAGAAUUUGAAGCUAUGGAAGGAGAUGAUUGAAGGAAGUGAGAGAGGGUUACAGUGUUGUGUCCGUGGGAAGUUAGACAUGCAAGAUCCUAACAAAGCUAUGCGAGAUCCUGUUUAUUACAGAUGCAACCCUAUGCCUCACCACCGUAUAGGGAAUAAGUAUAAGAUCUAUCCGACAUAUGACUUUGCUUGCCCGUUUGUUGAUUCCAUUGAAGGUAUAACGCAUGCCCUUAGGUCUAGUGAGUAUCAUGACAGGAAUGCUCAGUACUAUAAGGUUCUUGAGGAUAUGGGAUUAAGAAGAGUUGAGAUUUAUGAGUUUAGCAGGUUGAAUCUUGUUUUCACUCUUCUAAGUAAGCGUAAGCUUCUAUGGUUUGUUCAGCAAGGGUUGGUUGGUGGUUGGGAUGAUCCACGCUUCCCUACAGUUCAAGGCAUUGUUCGUAGAGGUUUGAAAAUUGAGGCUCUAAUUCAGUUCAUUCUCGAGCAGGGUGCUUCUAAGAAUCUAAACUUGAUGGAAUGGGACAAGCUCUGGUCUAUUAAUAAGAAGAUAAUUGAUCCUGUGUGUCCUAGACACACGGCUGUAAUUGAAGAGGGACGUGUGCUGUUGACAUUAACUGAUGGUCCUGAUGAGCCGUUUGUCCGUUUAAUACCAAAGCACAAGAAGUUUGAAGGUGCUGGAGAGAAGGCUACCACAUUCACCAAGAGGAUAUGGAUAGAAGGAGCUGAUGCGAGUGUCAUCUCUGUUGGUGAGGAAGUAACUUUGAUGGAUUGGGGAAACGCCAUUGUGAAAGAGAUUACAAAGGAUGAGGAAGGUCGUGUCACUGCGUUAUCUGGUGUUUUGAAUCUCCAAGGAUCUGUCAAGACUACAAAGUUGAAGCUCACAUGGUUGCCUGAGACUAAUGAGUUGGUCAAGCUCACGUUAACAGAUUUUGACUACUUAAUCACUAAAAAGAAGCUGGAGGAAGAUGAUGAGGUUGCUACAUUUGUGAAUCCUUACACGAAGAAGGAAACAUUAGCACUUGGUGAUGCUAAUAUGAGGAGUUUGAAGUGUGGAGAUGUGAUUCAGCUUGAGAGGAAAGGCUAUUACAGAUGUGAUGUUCCUUAUGCCAAAUCUUCAAAGCCUAUUGUCUUAUUCUCAAUUCCAGAUGGAAGGCAACACCAGCCAUUGUCAGCUAAGUGAAGAAUCAAGCACAGAGAGAAACAACAACAACAACAACAAAAACAACUCUUUCAUUGAUUAAAAUGUUCCCAAACUUUAUCUUAUCUUCUUUGCUUAAUGUUUACAAUUAGAGCUCAAAAAAGGAAGACAAAGAUUAUGUUCUCUCUCUUCUUCUCAUUUCUUUGGUUGGUAUCUGGCCUUGAUUGUCUUAACCUGUUUGGGUUUGAUCUUAAACGUAUCAACGAGGAUGUUGUCAGGAAGAGCUCCAAAGAGAGAUGCCACAAGUGACUGUGUUCCAGGCAACUGGCUAUCAAAAGCUGCUAGCACAGAAGCUGGAGCUGAUCCAGCAAUGUUCUUCUGGAAAUGAAGAAGCCCUUUGGGGAAAACGAACACUUCUCCUUUGUUAACGUACUUGUCAACGAGUUUCCCUGCGGUUGUCACAAAACCAACGUAGAGCUGACCUUCUAGGACAAAGAUGACCUCAGAGGCACGUGGGUGAACGUGAGGUGGGUUAAGACCGUUUGGUGCGUAGUCAAUGCGAGACAUGGAGAGGCCAAGAGUGUUGAGUCCUGGUAGCUUCUCCACGGUGGCUCCGGUUACAAUGGAUCCAGUGGAGGAGUUUCCAGCUGCUUUGGCUGUGGCUAAGCCUUGGAAGUAGAAGUCUUCAGGUGUUACUUGUGUUGAGUCCUUGCAUGUGUAUCCGUUGACCUUGACAGCUUCAUUUGUCAAGAGAAUAAAUGGUUUAAAAAAUUAGGAUAAUUUAAUAAAAAGACAUGAAGAAAACUUAUUUUUACCAUUGGAC